GGCAAAAACCCCACCUCUGGACUUUGGCCACCUCUCUCCUCCCCCAAUUCCACCACUAGCCCUCGUGUCCCCGGCGCGGCGGCGGCGGCGGCGAUGCCUGACCAGCGGCCAAAGCGGCCGUCCGACUCGGUCGCCGCCGCCUCGCCGGCGGCGAAGCGCGCCCGCGACCCGUCCGCGCCGGCGUUCCCCACCUACAGGGACGCCCCCGACCUGCCCCCGAAGAUCCGUCUCCUAUGCGAGAUCCUGGCGUCCUCGGCACCCGACGUCGACGCGGCGCUCGACGACGCCGACGUCCGCGUCACCUCCUCCGACGUCGAGCAGGUGCUCCGGUUCUCCUACGCCCACCCGCGCGCCGCCGUCGCCUUCUUCCGAUGGGCGGGGCACCGGCACCUCCGCCACCAGCACUCCCCCUACUCGUGGAACCUCGUCGUCGACCUCCUCGGCAAGAACCGCCUGUUCGAGCCCAUGUGGGACACCGUCUCCUCCAUGCGGACCCAGGGCCUGCUCUCCCUGGCCACCUUCGCCUCCGUGUUCUCCUCCCUGGCGGCCAACCCGGCCAGCUCCCCACUCAGGGCGUUCGUGGAGCUGCCGAUGUACGGCAUGGACCGCGACACGCCGGCGCUCAACUCCCUCCUCUCCGCGCUCUGCCGCGCCUCCCGCCUGGACGACGCCCGCGCCGCGAUCCCCGUGGCGCGCGCCGAGGCCGGCACCCGCCCCGACGCCGACUCCUACGCCAUCCUUCUGGAGGGCUGCGAGGCUGCCGGCGACCCUCACGUUGCACGCGAGGUGUUCGACGAGAUGCGGCACGUCAUCGGAUUCGAUCCUGCCAAUGUUCCUGCCUAUGAUUCUUUCCUCACUACACUGAUUUCAAGUGGUUCCUCCACAGCGUUAAUGGAUGCGAUGGACUAUCUUGCUAUCUUGCACCGGCAGAGGUGCUCACCUGGGGAGAAGUUCUUCCGCGCCGCACUGGCCGCACACCUCAAGGCGCGUGAAUUGCGCGGCGCGGUGGUGCUCUGGAACGACUUUGUCGUAAGGCGGGGACUCAUCCCAGAUAAGGAAAUGUAUAGCACAAUGAUCAUGCUGCAGGGCACUCUUGGGCAUCCUGAGGUGAUUGUUGAGUACCUUGAUGAGAUGACCUUUGAUGGAGUGUUUCCAGAUGCGGACACAUACAAUAUGGUUUUCCAGUUCUUGCUGAAGGGGAGGAAACUCCGGGAGGCGUCGGCAAUAUUUAGUGAGAUGGUCAAGAACGAGUUCUGGCCCAAUGAGGCAAAUUGUUCGCUCGCGCUUCGUAUGUUCUUGGAUACACGAGACUGGGAUUCAGGGAUCAAGUUGUGGAAAUGCAUGGUGGAGAAUGGGCUUCCACCAUUGGAGGAGAGUGGGAACAUGCUCGUAUCAAAGCUAAAGGAUGAGAGGUUACCCGAGGCAUGUAAAUAUGCAGAAGACAUGAUUGAUCGAUGUAUCAAGUUGAGCUCUUCCACAAUGUCAAAGCUGAAGCAAUGUCUGAUGAAGGUUUAUAAAGGACAUAUCCACGAUCACCUACUUAGAAAAUGGAAGGCGCACUAGGUAUUUUUACCUCUUCUUUGUGGUUAAAUAUAACAGGGGAAGAAAAGCUAACAUUUUGCCCCCAAGUAGCUGAGUAGCGGUUGAUGGUGAUUUUCUGGUUGCAACUGCAACUAUAGGAACAUUAUGCGCAUAGCAUCAGUAAAAGUUGCAAAGCAUUGGCUCAAAGCUAGGUGUACAAUGUAGUGACAUAUUUGGUAAGGUAGUUUGGUAAAUUAAACUUGACUCUCCUAAUGUUUUUCUUUUGCAUGCGUUUCUUGCGUAGAAAUUCCAGUGUUUUCUUUGAGUUUUGUUCUCCCUUUCGACAUGAUGUGGCGUUGGGAAAUGAACAUGACAUCCUGGUGACAAGGAUUUUCUU
This is a messenger RNA of Oryza sativa Japonica Group (Japanese rice), 1918 nucleotides long. RefSeq names its product pentatricopeptide repeat-containing protein At1g77360, mitochondrial. The record is from RefSeq and is a predicted model, not a curated record. Gene Ontology annotation, molecular function: protein binding. Gene Ontology annotation, cellular component: chloroplast. Gene Ontology annotation, biological process: mitochondria-nucleus signaling pathway; chloroplast-nucleus signaling pathway. Lineage: Eukaryota; Viridiplantae; Streptophyta; Magnoliopsida; Poales; Poaceae.